CGGAUGGAGGGCGGAGGCGCCGCCGCGGGGACAGCGACCCUCGGGCCGUCGAGGAGGAGGAGGAGGAGGGUCGAAGAAAGCCAGGAAGAUGCGGCCGUGGAGGACGUGGUUGUCAUCUCUCCGGCCCCCCUGCCAGCGAGAAACUUCGACAGAGACACCACCGAGCCAAUCAGCUUCUACUUUUCCUCCCUGGAGGAGGUGUUGUCCUGGACCCCGACGAGCGAAGACGCCUUCAACAUCUGUAACGUGCCCCUGGCCCCCCGCCAGCCCCCGCUGCACAGCGGGAGACCCCGGACGCUGGUGUGCCACGACAUGAUGGGCGGCUACCUGGAGGACCGGUUCAUCCAGGGCUCGGCGACCCCCGACCCCUACGUCUUCUACCACUGGCAGCACAUCGACGUUUUCGUCUACUUCAGCCACCGCCUGCUCACCAUCCCGCCCGUGGGCUGGACCGGCGCCGCCCACCAGCACGGAGUCAGCGUCCUGGGCACCCUGAUCACCGAGUGGACGGAGGGAGCGAGCAUCUGCGAGGCGUUCCUGGGGGGCACCGAGGCCACCUUCUGCGCCGUGGCCGACCAGCUGGCCCGCAUCGCCCAGUUCUUCCGCUUCGAUGGCUGGCUGGUCAACAUCGAGAACGUACUGACCGCAGCAGCCGUGAACAACGCGCCCCGCUUCCUGAGGUACCUCACGGAGGAGCUGCACCGGCAGGUGCCCGGCAGCCUGGUGCUCUGGUACGACAGCGUCGUGGAGGGCGGGCAGCUCAAGUGGCAGGACGAGCUGAAUGAGAAAAACAGGGUGUUUUUCGAGGCGUGCGACGGGCUGUUCACCAAUUACAACUGGCGGGAGGAGCACCUGGAGCGCCACGGCGGCGCCGCGGGGACCCGGCCCCAGGACGUCUACGUGGGCGUCGACGUCUUCGCCCGCGGGUCCGUCGUGGGAGGGCGCUUCGAAACCGACAAGUCCCUGGCGCUGAUCCGGAAACACAAGCUCUCGGCCGCUCUGUUCGCCCCCGGCUGGGUCUACGAGUGUCUGGACAGAAGCCACUUCCUCCGUAACCAAGGACAGCCCCGGCCGGCCCCUGACGGACCUCGGGCCUUGGCCCCGGUUGUGGGUGCAGGUUCUCUGGGGGACUGCUGCGGCAGGCACCUGUCGACGCACAGCGUCAGCGCCCUGCCCCUGGUACCCGCAGCCUCUGAGUUGACAGCCUGUGGCCCCAGGGCAGCCCCGAGUGCUGGCCCAGCCCGCUGCUGCCUGGAGGAGGCGUGGACCGGCGGCAGCUGCCUGCUCGUUGACGGAUGGCUGCCCCCCUGGGACCCCGACGGUGACCAGGCCGGCGACGUGGCCAUCAGGCUGUUCUCCCUGCAGCUGGCGGCCCCCCCACUGCUCUACCUGUCCCUGGUCUACAGACCCCGGGGCCCCACUCCCGUCUCCGUCAGCCUCAGCCUGGGCCUGGCAGGUGACGCGCUGCCCCUGCCACCGCCGGACGCUGCUCCCGGGGCCUCCCGCAGGUAA
This is a messenger RNA of Tachyglossus aculeatus (Australian echidna), 1512 nucleotides long. RefSeq names its product endo-beta-N-acetylglucosaminidase (gene ENGASE). Gene Ontology annotation, biological process: protein deglycosylation. Gene Ontology annotation, molecular function: mannosyl-glycoprotein endo-beta-N-acetylglucosaminidase activity. The record is from RefSeq and is a predicted model, not a curated record. Lineage: Eukaryota; Metazoa; Chordata; Mammalia; Monotremata; Tachyglossidae. Gene Ontology annotation, cellular component: cytoplasm.